AUGGAACACGUGGAAUUCGUCCAAACUCGAUUGGAGCUUAACAUUUUAGAGGAGGAUCUCUUUUGGCACGAGAGUGAGAUCUUGGGAUUAGACGUGAGCCAAUGUGCUGGGAAAUGUAUUGCUUCAUCUGUGGAUUGUCUCUUGUUUGGUUCCAAUAAAAAAUGCUGUUCCAUUGGAACCUUGACCAAUGUCUCAUCUACGCGUCCCAUGGAACAAAUAACUGAAAGGGUCUACGUAAAUCAAAAGAUGUUACAGAAUUGGAUCCCCUCCAAGUUUUUUAAGUUGACUGUCAACGAGGUGCCAAGUGGAAAUGUCAAUUGGUUCCAAAACGUUUCCACUCGUUCGGAUUGUUAUUUGGGAUCAAUGUUGGUGAAGCCUAUCCCAAAUCUCUUUGGAUACUCAAAAUCCACCAGCAUGUGCUUUGAAGGUUUCUUGACGUCAAACCAGUCUCUUCAUUCCACGAAGAUGAAGGGUGUGGAAUCACUUUAUUUUCACAAAGAUGUCUUGAAAUCAUUGGUAAACCGCAACUCAGUAUCUGUACCUUGCGGAUCUUUGGAUAAGCUUAUGAAACAUAUUUUGGAAUCCAAAACAGUUCAAUCAUCCCUUGAGUGUUUGGCAUAUUGCAUAAUGAGGGGUCAAUUUUGCCAUCUAGUUUUAUUAUUGGGAUAUAAUGAAUGCCUUUUGGUGUCUUUCAACCAAAAACUGGAUCAAGCGUCGAGAGCUCAAAUGGUCGAGGAUUCUGGAGCAACAAAUUGCACUAAGACAAUAGUUCUGUCUCCAAUAAAUCGUUUAAGAGAUUUAGAGGGCAAUGAGGUAUUUGAAUCGAAAACCUUCUCCAAAUAUGUCUUUUCCGUUUCAACUAUUGACGAGGAAGUCCCAAUUACCUGUCUCUUGAAGUGUUUGUUAGCAUUUCAUCCCCUUUGUAGUUUCUAUUUGGAAAAGAGCGGUGUUUGUUAUCUUGGCAAUUUCCAAGUUCAACCAAACUUGACCUUUGACUUAUUAACCAAUGAAAGAAUACAAGUGAUUCAGGGUUCCGAUUGGAUGUCCAAUUCAACUCAACAUUUGGUGCCUUUAAGCUCGUUGGUCUGGGGUCUAAGGAUCUAUAACUGGACGAGCCCAGUAGGAUCAGAAAACAUUUGUGGGUCAAUGUGUCUCCUACGAGAUUUGGACAUGUCUUGCGAUUUCUUCGUGUUUGUUGAAGAUACUUGCUUUUUUGGCAAUCUGACUUUCAAUAAAGGUCUCGAUUUGUUGGAUAGUGUUUUCCAUGGGACGCCAAUAAUCGUGAAAGGUGUCUUGGACUAUUCCAAAUAUUUGCCGGCUUUGAACUCGUUUCAAAGCCAGUGGUCGGAAAAAAUUUAUAAGCAACAAAAAGUGCUAAAUUGGGAACAAUGUCAUGGCUUGUGCUAUUUGGAUAGUGGUCCAUGUUAUAUCUUCACUUUCUUUCUCUCUGAUGGAACAUGCUCCCUAGGAGAUUGGAACUCAAAAUCGGAAAAAUAUUAUGUUAAUCCAAAUUCAACCAUUUACCAAUACGAACCCCAAGCCAUGCUAGUAACGGGUGGAGAGAGGAAUAUUCUAUUCCUUGAAUCUAUGAGUACUUGUUACGAUCCUGGUGUACUUGGCCAUCCUACAAAGCUUACUUAUGAAUCUGCUGCAAUCCACAAGAGUCUACUUUUCGUUUGCGGUGGUUCCAACGUGCAAAAUCUCACUGAAGGAGGAUGUUUUCGAAUCGAUUUGGCUCUUGAUUUUCCCUUCUGGGAGAGAAUGCCAAACCUUCCUUUUCCACAACUAUCCAUGGGAUUGCUCCUCACUGCGGAGGAUGGCUUCUUGUACUAUUUUGGUGGAGAAAGUGGUUCCCUUUUGAGUUCCAAAGUCGCUAAAUUUGACGUGGAAUUCAAUCAAUGGUAUGAUGCAAGAGCCGACAUGGUUGUGCCCUUAAAAAGGCAUUGCGGCGUUGAGUAUAAAGGUUCCUUUUGGAUCAUUGGCGGUGAAACAAGUGGCAUCUCCAAGUACACUAGCAGAGUGAGCGUAUUCAAUCCCAGCACUUUAACAUGGACCCAAAAAGGCUUUUACCCUGUAUCAUCAGCCAGGUCCAAAGUUCAUUGUGGCACAAGCGUUCAUAUGGAUACCAAACAUGAUCUCCUCUGGGUCUUGGGUGGGUCUACCAAUACUUUGGAGGAACUCGUGGACGUGAAUGUUUAUGACCUAACGUUGGAUUCUGGCUAUUGGAGGACCUUGCCCUCGUUACCCUCAGGAUUACCUUAUGGAAAACUGCCGAAUGCAGUGUUUGCCUUUGGACCUGGGGAGGUCUAUUUUGUCCCACAUCAGAUUAGCGCUUGGGAAGGUUGGACCUCUAUGAUGAGGUUCAAUUGGGAGACUCACAAGUUCCAGAGGCACCCAAAAUCAAGCUAUCAGUUCAAUGUUAGCCUGACAUCUUUGCCAACCAAAAUUCCGUUGCAUUGGUUUUGGGAUUGUAUUCCUCAAGCUGCUGAUUGGAGCUUAGUUGCUAGCCACAAUGUUUCUUCACAAUGGUUUGCGUUCGACCAGUUCUUGUUGAACUCUAGUAACCUUUACAUCAACCAAUCGCGAAUGAGAGAACUAAGGGAUUGCGACGAGAGAUUCCACUUGCGCCUAGUGUACCCAGAAUUAGGUUACUUCAACGAAUGGAGCCAAGAUUCGGACCCGACAAACUCCUCUCAAACCAGUGUUACGGGCUUUCAAGCAAUAACCAUGAAAUAUGCCACUUACUUCAAUGGUUUGAGGUACAGUGCGCAUUUGGGCGUGGCAUUGAUGAGUGGAGAUCAAAGGGAGGAUGCUAAAACGUAUUCAGUUGGGACGAUGAAGAACAUUGACAACCAAAACCAAAUACAUGGUCCUGUUCUAUCAAAUGGGAGCGAAAUAUUUGUAAGAUCUCUACGGCUAUUAAUGAAAAAUCUUUGUUAACUAGCAAGUGUUGCAUUUGGGAGAUGAAACCAAUUUUGGCCGCUUCUGAAGUGUCUUAUUAAGUCUAGAGAAGCAAAUAAAACCUCUAUUA
Tigriopus californicus is the source of this 3031-nucleotide messenger RNA. RefSeq lists its product as uncharacterized. Bases 1 to 2940 code for a protein of 979 amino acids. The record is from RefSeq and is a predicted model, not a curated record. Gene Ontology annotation, molecular function: protein binding. The transcript is spliced from 12 exons. Lineage: Eukaryota; Metazoa; Arthropoda; Copepoda; Harpacticoida; Harpacticidae.